AUGUAAAUGGUUGAACCCAUCAUCUGUUUUCGUAAACAUCUGAUUGGUGAUCAAAUUUAUGAGAUCAAGUUCACCGAAAAUGCCCUCACCUUAACAAAUGUAAUUCUCCAUCUAAAUCUCUCUAUAGCCCAAGAAACCCGGUACUCCUAAAUACUUCUUUCCAUUAAACUGGUCCUCAGAGAUUAGAUGGCAAUUAACACCUAAAGAAAAUGCUUUUGGCUUUCACACAUAACCAAAAAAAUUUAAAUGGUUUCAUGCUAAACAAAGUGACUUACUAAUAUUAAAGAAGAUCCUUUCCAAAUUUGUUUCUUUCACUAAAAUAUAAGACUUUUAUGAAGCCACAGAGCUUUUGGCAAGUGGUAGCAACAGUCGAGUUUAUUAGGUUGUUAGAAAGUUUGAUAAAAAUAAUAAUUUUGUCACAAAAUGUAUUACAAAGGAGACAAUUUAAAAUUGUGUUGAAAAAAUGGUACAACUGAAGUGUUUAUAAAUUAGAAUGGAUUGUACAAUGAAUUGAAUAUCCUUAAACAGCUAAACCACUCUAAUCUUCCUCGUUUUGAAGAGUUCUAUGUUGGAGAUGGAACCUACUAUAUUGUUUUAGAGUAUUGCCAAGGCCAAAGUUUAAAUUCAUACUUAAAAGAAUUAAAACAUUAAUUAAAUGUAAGAAUCAUUUAGAGUAUUCUUUUGGAAAUACUAUAAGGUGUUGCGUAUUUGCAUUCUCUAAAUAUAAUACAUAGAGAUAUAAAGCCAGAGAAUAUUAUAUUAAAUAUUCAAGAGAAAAAAAUAGAUCUGAAAAUUGUUGAUUUUGGUCUUUCUGUAGAGCUUGGACCAAAUAAAGAACUUAAAAAAUGUGGAACUCCUGGAUUCGUGGCUCCGGAGAUAAUCAAUCUGAAAAAUGAAAAAUAUGGGUUAGAAAGUGAUAUUUUUUCGGUUGGAUGCGUAUUCUAUAAAUUGUAAAUUAAAUUAUAAUUUCUAAGAUUAUCAAGAAAAGAUCUGUUUCAAGGAGAAACCUAAACUGAAAUAUUAUCGGCGAAUAGAAAAUGUCGAUUCAAUAUUUAGAACUUAUCAUUAAUCCAUAUUCCAUAAACUGCUUAAAACCUACUAUCAGAAAUGUUACAUGAAGACCCAAAAUUAAGAAUCAAAGCUGCAUAAGCAUUGUAGCAUACUUUUUUUAGAGAAAAAUUUAGAACCAGUAUUGGAAAUAUAAAUCUUAAACUGAUUCAUGCUAAGGGUAGCUUUCAUACUUAAAAAUCGAAUUUCAAACAAUAGCAUAGUGAUGAUGAAAUACUUGUAGAUUAUUUCAAUAAUGAAUUACCGCCUAUAAAUGAAAUUCCUGUUUUUUUAAAAUAUCAUAAAAAUGGAUAACCAUUAACUUUAAGUCAUGACAAUCAAAAUUCUUAAUCCACCCAUUCUAAAUUUUUUAAAAGAAAUAUCUCAAAAUCCCCAGAAUGA
Molecule: messenger RNA, 1449 nt
Organism: Paramecium octaurelia
Lineage: Eukaryota; Ciliophora; Oligohymenophorea; Peniculida; Parameciidae
Source: the annotation of a GenBank genome assembly